Molecule: messenger RNA, 1469 nt
Organism: Cajanus cajan (pigeon pea)
Lineage: Eukaryota; Viridiplantae; Streptophyta; Magnoliopsida; Fabales; Fabaceae
Source: RefSeq, a predicted model, not a curated record
UCUCAUGCAUUUCAUUUACAUUCACAUUCACACUCCUAGCCUCUCUCCAAAGUUCAAAUCCCCAUAGGAGUCAAGAAUAAGAUACUUUUAUUAGAGACAAUAUGGCUGGUGCUGGUUUCGUUCCUUUCUUGUUAAUGGUUCUUGUGCAAUUCGUCUAUGCUGGGAUGAAUAUUACUUCAAAGCUUGCAAUACAAUCUGGCAUGAAUCCUCUUAUCCUUGUUGCUUAUCGACAACUCUUUGCAACUGUGUCCAUUGUUCCCUUUGCUUAUUGGCUUGAAUGGAAUAAUCUUCCCAGGAUGACAAAGCCUCUUAUGUUUCGGAUACUAUUAUCGUCCAUGACAGGAGUUACAGGAAAUCAGGUUCUAUAUUUUGUGGGGCUAAAAUAUUCGACCGCUACAAUUGCAUGUGCACUGACCAAUUUGCUCCCAGCUUUCACUUUUGUCCUUGCAAUUCUCUUCAGACAAGAGAAUUUGAAAAUCAAGAAGAGGUCCGGGCUAGCAAAGGUAUUCGGCACAAUAUUGUGUGUGAGUGGAGCCUUGCUUCUGUCAUUUUACCAUGGAAAAACCAUUGGUUUAGGCCAAUCAAGUAUUCACUGGAAAUACGCAGAGAAAAUGGAAGCAAAUGACUCUUCUGGUAACGCAAGCUUACUUAUUGGUCCUUUAGCUUUUAUUGGUAGCACCCUUGUUUGGGCAGGAUGGUUCAUAAUUCAAGUGAGCCUUUCAGACAGAUAUCCAGCACCCUACACGAGCACUAGCUUAAUGUGUUUACUGGCGAGCUUUCAAUGCGUGAUCAUUGCCUUGUGUUUUGACCACAGUGCCUCGGGUUGGUCAUUGCACAAUGCUAUGAGACUUUCCUCUGCUCUUUAUGCGGGAGUGAUGUGCACGGCGUUAGCGUAUGGCCUCAUGUCGUGGACCAUUGAGAGAAAGGGUCCUCUUUAUGUCUCUGUAUAUACCCCUUUACAGCUUGUCCUCACUGCCAUUUUAAGCUGGGCUUUACUUCGGGAGAAAUUAUACGCUGGAACUGCCAUAGGGUCUCUCUUGAUAGUGUUGGGGCUCUAUUCUGUUCUUUGGGGAAAGAGGGAAGAGAAGAAAGAGGGUGUUGAAGACUCACUUAAAGAAGCAAUGAAGGAUAGUGAGAAGGAUCCGAAGAAUGAAACGGAAUUGCAAUCCUAUGUGCCAUCCAAUGGUAAUCAUUGAAGAAGAGAAGGGUAGGCAGAUUGAGAUUCAUGGCAAGAUGCAUGCUAACAUAUAUAAGGAUUGCCAAGUUAUUCAGUUGUUUCUUUUUCUUUUUUUUUUGUUCCCUAGUCAAUUUGAAAUCUGAUCAUGAUCCGUGUGUAAUCUUGUGUCACAUUUGAAAGUGAUCAACAACCAUUGUCAACUUUAAAUUAAGAACUCUUUGCGGUUGCAGACAUAUCAUUUUGUUUACCGUGAAUCAGUUAUCCCUUUAAUAAACUAUGAUUUAACCCCUAA